ACCAUUUUUGGAACCACUAUCGUUUUCGAAAACUCGAUGCAUGAUUGUUAUUUCGGUGUUUUCCUUUGUUCGCCCGUCGUACCGCUGCCGUACAUUUUCAACGCCGUGCACUCGCCGACUUACAGCCACAGCCUUUUUUUGAGCGUUUAACGCGCCCCGCUGCCUGGGAAAAACGAUCGCAUUUCGUGCUACAGUGAAGGCACGUCGUCGUUUCGUAGGUGUGUUUGCGACGAUCGCUGUCGUUCUACGGCGUGCAAUUUCCGUUUGCGAAGACGCCGCCGCCACCGCAUGCAAAGGCUAUUUUCCAUCCAUCGUGCGCACGUUACCCACGUCCGUCCACCGUCGUCUCUUAGCCGCCAACGCUGACGCCGCUCGCUGGCAGUUCCGUCAGACCGCCGCCAUUGUUAGUUGUACUCGAUGUCUUAAGACUGGACGAAUUCACGUCAUUCCUUCCCCGUGUUUAGAGGUUGGCCGCCGAAAGUAUUCGAGUUUGCCAGUGACCACUAGCCCUUGCUGAUAAUGUCUACUACCCCAACCCCCCGUAGUCCCAACAAUUCUGGCCGUCGAGGUGUGACUGCGACGUUACCGGCAGUUACCACCGUACAAGCGACUCCGCCAUCAUCGCCGUCCAUUGGUGGCGAAACCACCAAGGAAGUGAAACCAAAUCCAAAGAUGUCUAAAUCUCUUAGCACCUCGACUAAGAGGAUUCAAAAAGAACUAGCUGAAAUUACAUUGGAUCCUCCCCCCAAUUGCAGUGCUGGACCAAAAGGAGAUAAUGUAUUUGAAUGGGUCAGUACAAUUUUAGGUCCUCCAGGUUCUGUGUAUGAAGGAGGAGUUUUCUUCUUAGACAUUCAUUUCACACCUGAGUAUCCAUUUAAGCCUCCUAAAGUGUUAUUUAGGACUCGCAUAUAUCAUUGCAAUAUUAACUCUCAGGGAGUAAUUUGCUUGGAUAUACUUAAAGACAAUUGGUCUCCUGCAUUAACCAUCUCUAAGGUGCUGUUAUCGAUUUGUUCCCUAUUGACUGAUUGUAAUCCAGCGGACCCUCUAGUCGGUAAUAUUGCUACACAGUAUCUACAAAAYCGCGAAGAACAUGACAGAAUUGCCAGGCUGUGGACAAAACGGUAUGCUACAUGAUUGAUCUUCAAACAAACUUAAAAAAAUUGAUAUAUAAAAAUAUACAUGCGAAAAUCCUAAUUCCGUAUUUUAUUAAUGGGUGUUAGCAUGAUAAAAUUUUAAUCAUUAUUAUUUUAUAGUUGGCAUAUUUGAAACCUGAAUAUGAGUCAGUUCCUACAUUUUUUCUUUUUUUUUUCUUAAAACAGUAAUAUUUUAAACACUUACAAGAUAAAAAAUGUUAAAUUAAUUUUAUAUAAUAUGACUUAACUGCGCAACAUAUUAAGGCCACAAUCCAUGAUAAAAUCUCAAUUAAUAUUUUAUUUUUAUUUAAGUUUUAUAAUAGAAAAUGUAUGCUUUUUUUCAUGAAUAAAUUAUCAAU
Molecule: messenger RNA, 1492 nt
Organism: Diuraphis noxia (Russian wheat aphid)
Lineage: Eukaryota; Metazoa; Arthropoda; Insecta; Hemiptera; Aphididae
Gene: Ubc2
Product: ubiquitin conjugating enzyme 2
Source: RefSeq, a predicted model, not a curated record